Messenger RNA from Cladophialophora carrionii CBS 160.54, 429 nucleotides. RefSeq lists its product as uncharacterized. Lineage: Eukaryota; Fungi; Ascomycota; Eurotiomycetes; Chaetothyriales; Herpotrichiellaceae. The transcript has a single exon. The record is from RefSeq and is a predicted model, not a curated record. Bases 1 to 429 code for a protein of 142 amino acids.
AUGGCCAGAACUUCAGACAUCCGCGUCCUCUUUGAACCUCUGUCGAUCCAAGGCCGUCAACACGAGACUCUUGAUCUCCUUGCAGAUGACGUCGACUGGACAAUAAUGGGCCACUCACCCAUGUCGCGCAAAUACACCGGCAAGCGAGACUUUGUCGACAACACAUUGAAAGUGCUUAGAGAGAGGGUGCUUACGGAGCCACUGCGGUUGGAGGUCAAGGGCGUGGUGGGGACUUUGGAAGGCGAGGGAGACGACAUCCACGGCGAGGCGGCCGUAGAACUAGCGGCCAUCGAGGCCGUGUGUAAGAACGGGUUGACGUAUGAUAUGCGAUAUGUUUGGAUCUGCAGAUUCCAGAGGGGGCGAAUUGUGCGAGUCCGCGCCUACCUCGACACCGACCUCCUUAGCCGUGCAAUGGAACAAAAUCCAUGA